Acomys russatus (golden spiny mouse) is the source of this 9816-nucleotide messenger RNA. It is a transcript of the gene Col12a1, whose product is annotated as collagen type XII alpha 1 chain. The record is from RefSeq and is a predicted model, not a curated record. The transcript is spliced from 66 exons. The coding region runs from base 460 to 9816 and encodes 3118 amino acids. NCBI's taxonomy places the organism in Eukaryota, Metazoa, Chordata, Mammalia, Rodentia, Muridae. Gene Ontology annotation, molecular function: protein binding.
GGAGGGGCAUUGCUACUACGGCGAUCGCCACCUCACGCUGAAGGAAUGCUCGAAGUAUGCACACGUUCCCAAAAGUAGACCUCCUUCACCGCCGAAGAGCAUACAUCACCCGUGGCAGCCUUCCACCUUCUCAGGCGUUUCGUAACCGAGUAAACUGAGAGCCGGGAACAGCCCUCUAUUAAGUAGCCCGCGGUGCGGAGCCUCUUCCCAGUCGGCGAAGGCGGCCGCCGCAGACCCGUCUGCCAGCAGCUGCAGUCAGUUCCCCUGCCUCCGCUCCUUGCUCCAGGCGCGGCUCCUCGGUGCUCCCGCCGCCCUUCCCACCCCCGCGGCCGCCAGGUGCUCCCAAGCGCAGCGCUCUCCCGGGCUCGAGGGGGUACCACGCGCCGGCUGCUGGACGCCCACUCCCUCUGUCACCGCCGGCUCAGAUCCCUUCAUGAGGCUGUGAAUUGAGGCCCAGCCAUGCAGACCAGGCUUCCCCGAGCGCUGGCCGCCCUGGGCGUGGCUCUACUCCUGUCUUCCAUUGAGGCAGAAGUUGACCCACCUUCCGACUUGAAUUUUAAAAUUAUAGAUGAAAAUACUGUUCAUAUGUCCUGGGAGAGACCAGCUGACCCGAUUGUGGGCUACAGAAUAACAGUGGUCUCUACAACAGAUGAUCACACUAAAGAAUUUACCCUCGCUGCUGGUAGCACUGAAACUCUGUUAUCAGAUCUUAUGACUGAAACACAGUAUGUGGUGACUAUAACUUCCUAUGAUGAAGUGGAAGAAAGUGUGCCAGUUAUUGGCCAGCUAACAAUUCAAACAGGUGGACCAAUAAAGCCAGGGGAGAAGAAACCUGGAAAAAUAGAGAUACAAAAGUGCUCUGUCAGUGCCUGGACAGACUUAGUGUUUCUUGUGGAUGGCUCCUGGAGUGUGGGAAGAAAUAACUUCAAGUACAUUUUAGACUUCAUUGCUGCCCUUGUGUCUGCAUUUGACAUUGGGGAGGAGAAGACAAGGGUUGGAGUUGUUCAGUACAGCUCGGAUACCAGGACUGAAUUUAACUUAAAUCAGUAUUACCGAAGAGAAGAUCUGCUUGCUGCAAUUAAAAAAAUACCAUACAAAGGUGGCAACACAAUGACAGGGGAUGCCAUUGAUUACUUAGUUAAAAACACUUUCACUGAAUCUGCUGGCUCAAGAGCUGGAUUUCCUAAAGUGGCAAUUAUUAUCACGGAUGGCAAAUCUCAGGACGAAGUGGAAAUUUCAGCACGGGAGCUUCGGAAUAUCGGAGUUGAGGUUUUCUCUCUGGGCAUUAAAGCUGCAGAUGCAAAAGAACUCAAACAAAUUGCAUCCACACCUUCCUUGAACCAUGUUUUCAAUGUGGCCAACUUUGACGCGAUUGUAGACAUUCAAAAUGAGAUCAUCUCCCAGGUGUGUUCAGGAGUUGAUGAGCAACUUGGUGAACUGGUUAGUGGAGAAGAAGUCAUCGAGCCUCCCUCAAAUCUGGUUGUCACAGAACUCUCAUCAAAAUACAUUAGGCUGAGCUGGCAUCCAUCUCCCAGUGCUGUGACUGGCUAUAAGGUCCUCCUUACACCAAUGGUCGCAGGGAGCCGACAUCACGCUUUGAGUGUGGGGCCUCAGACGACCACGCUCAAUGUUCGUGACCUCUCAGCUGACACAGAGUACCAGAUCAGCGUUUUUGCCAUGAAGGGACUGACAUCUAGUGAGCCUAUUUCCGUAAUGGAAAAGACUCAGCCCAUGAAAGUUCAAGUGGAAUGUUCACGUGGUGUGGAUAUAAAAGCUGAUAUCGUGUUCUUGGUUGAUGGCUCCUAUAGCAUCGGGAUUGCAAACUUUGUUAAAGUUAGAGCCUUUUUGGAAGUUCUUGCAAAAAGCUUUGAGAUUUCACCAAACAGGGUGCAGAUAAGUCUUGUCCAGUACAGCAGAGACCCUCACACCGAGUUCACACUGAAGGAAUUUAACAGAGUUGAAGAUAUAAUCAAAGCAAUAAACACCUUCCCCUACAGAGGAGGAUCCACAAACACAGGGAAAGCAAUGACUUAUGUCAGAGAGAAAAUAUUUGUGCCCAACAAAGGGUCGAGAAGCAACGUACCGAAGGUGAUGAUUCUCAUUACGGAUGGGAAGUCGUCAGAUGCUUUCAGGGACCCUGCUAUAAAACUCAGGAACUCGGAUGUGGAGAUCUUUGCAGUUGGUGUGAAGGAUGCUGUGCGCUCAGAACUGGAAGCUAUUGCCUCUCCUCCUGCUGAGACCCAUGUGUUCACAGUGGAGGAUUUUGAUGCCUUUCAAAGGAUAUCGUUCGAACUCACACAGUCUAUCUGUCUUAGAAUUGAGCAAGAGUUGGCAGCCAUAAAGAAGAAAGCAUAUGUGCCACCAAAAGACUUGCGCUUCUCUCAGAUAACUGCUAAUAGCUUCAAAGCUGAAUGGUCUCCUGCUGGAGAAAAUGUUUUUUCAUAUCACGUCACCUACAAGGAUGCUGGCGGGGAUGAGGAGGUCACAGUGGUGGAGCCAGCCUCGAGCACCAAUGCUGUUCUCAGCAACUUGAAGCCGGAGACCCUGUACUUGGUAAAUGUGACUGCGGAGUAUGAAGGUGGCUUCAGUGUCCCCUUGGCUGGAGAGGAGACCACAGCUGAAGUAAAAGGAGUCCCGCGAAACCUGAAGGUGACAGAUGAGACGACGGACAGUUUUAAAAUUACCUGGUCUCAAGCUCCAGGCCGAGUCUUAAGGUAUCGGAUUAUAUACAGACCAGCUUCUGGUGGAGAAAGCAAAGAAGUUAGCACUCCAGCCAACCAGAGGAGGAAAACACUGGAGAACCUGACGCCAGACACAAAAUAUGAAAUAUCUGUAAUUCCUGAAUAUUCCUCAGGACCUGGUAUACCACUCACAGGAAACGCAGCCACUGAAGAAGUUAGAGGGAAUCCAAGAGACUUAAGAGUUUCUGACGCGACCACAUCAACUCUGAAGUUGUCUUGGAGUCGGGCACCAGGAAAAGUGAAGCAGUAUCUCGUCACGUACACCCCGGCAGCAGGAGGUGACACUCAAGAGGUCACUGUGAGGGGAGAUACAACCACCAUGGUGUUGAGAAGAUUGAAGGAAGGAACACAGUAUGACUUAUCCGUGACCGCGUUGUACGCGUCUGGGGCUGGGGAAGCCCUUUCUGGAAAAGGAACAACGCUUGAAGAACGUGGUUCACCUCAGGAUCUAGUUACUAAAGACAUCACGGACACUUCAAUUGGGGCCUAUUGGACAUCUGCUCCAGGAAUGGUUCGAGGGUACAGGGUCUCCUGGAAGUCGCUUUAUGAUGACAUUGAGGCUGGAGAGAAAAACCUUCCUGGAGACGCCAUUCACACAAUGAUAGAGAAUCUGCAGCCAGAGACCAAGUACAAAAUUUCAGUUUUUGCAACUUACAGCAGUGGAGAAGGAGAGCCCGUGACUGGAGAUGCCACAACAGAAUUAUCCCAAGAUUCCAAAGUCUUAAAAGUGGAUGAAGAAACAGAACACACAAUGAGAGUUACUUGGAAACCGGCGCCAGGGAAAGUGGUCAACUACCGGGUUGUGUAUCGCCCUCAAGGAGGAGGGAGGCAAAUGGUGGCUAAGGUGCCACCCACAGUCACCUCAACAGUGCUGAAGAGACUUCAACCCCAGACCACAUAUGACAUCACAGUCCUCCCAAUCUACAAGACAGGAGAAGGAAAGCUCAGACAAGGAUCAGGAACAACAGCCUCUCGAUUUAAAUCACCAAGAAACCUCAAAACUUCUGACCCAACAAUGUCAAGUUUCAGGGUGACUUGGGAGCCUGCCCCUGGGGAAGUGAAAGGAUACAAAGUCACAUUCCACCCUACUGGUGAUGACAGAAGACUUGGGGAGUUGGUCCUUGGACCAUAUGACAACACCGUUGUCUUGGAGGAGCUUAGGGCAGGUACCACCUAUAGAGUCAAUGUUUUUGGAAUGUUUGAUGGAGGAGAAAGUUUGCCUCUCGUUGGGCAGGAAAUGACAACCCUUUCGGACACAACUGUGACACCAUUUUUAUCUUCUGGGAUGGAAUGUCUCACCAGAGCCGAAGCAGACAUCGUGCUCCUGGUGGAUGGGUCCUGGAGCAUUGGUCGCACAAAUUUUAGAACCGUGAGAAACUUCAUUUCUCGUAUCGUGGAAGUCUUUGAAAUUGGUCCCAAGAGAGUACAGAUUGCCCUCGCUCAGUACAGUGGAGACCCCAGAACCGAGUGGCAGUUAAAUGCUCACAGAGACAAGAAGAGUUUAUUACAGGCUGUGGCUAACUUACCGUACAAAGGAGGAAAUACCCUCACAGGCAUGGCUUUGAAUUUCAUUCGCCAACAGAACUUCAAGACCCAAGCUGGCAUGAGGCCUCGUGCUCGCAAAAUUGGAGUUCUCAUUACCGAUGGAAAAUCACAAGAUGACGUAGAGGCUCCAUCCAAGAAACUCAAGGAUGAAGGCGUGGAGCUUUUUGCUAUUGGUAUUAAGAAUGCUGAUGAAGUUGAGUUAAAGAUGAUUGCUACUGACCCAGAUGACAUCCAUGCAUACAAUGUGGCAGAUUUUGAGUCAUUAUCCAAGAUCGUGGAUGACCUCACCAUCAACUUGUGUAACAGUGUCAAGGGCCCUGGUGACUUGGAAGCACCAUCUAACUUGGUUAUUUCAGAGAGAACUCACCGUUCUUUUAGAGUGAGCUGGACACCCCCUUCUGACAGUGUGGACAGGUACAAGGUGGAAUACUACCCUGUCUCCGGAGGGAAACGCCAGGAGUUUUAUGUGAGUCGACUAGAAACCAGCACAGUGCUGAGAGAUCUAAAGCCUGAGACUGAGUAUGUGGUGAACGUGUACUCUGUGGUUGAAGAUGAGUACAGCGAGCCUCUGAAGGGCACAGAGAAAACCCUUCCAGUCCCUGUAGUUAGUCUGAACAUUUAUGAUGUUGGCCCUACCACUAUGCAUGUGCAAUGGCAGCCUGUGGGAGGAGCUACUGGCUACACUGUAUCACACCAACCUGCAAGAGCUCCAGAAGCAACAAAACCCAAAGAGAUGCGUGUGGGGCCAGCAGUGAAUGACGUGCAGCUGACUGGUCUCCUUCCUAACACGGAGUAUGAGGUCACCGUCCAGGCUGUCCUGCACGACCUUACUAGUGAACCAGCCAAAGCUCGAGGAGUCACCUUACCCUUACCUAGACCUCAAAAUGUGAAGCUCAGAGACGUGACGCAUAGCACCAUGAACGUCAUCUGGGAACCUGUGCUUGGAAAAGUUCGUAAAUACAUCAUCAGGUAUAAAACUCCAGAAGAGGAGUUCAAGGAGGUGGAAGUAGAUAGAUCGAGGGCCAGCAUCACCCUCAAAGACCUCUCCUCUCAGACCCCGCACACAGUGAGUGUUUCUGCAGUGUACGACGAGGGCGAAUCACCCCCGGCGACUGCUCAUGAGACAACCCGGCCUGUUCCAGCCCCAACAAACCUACAGUUUACUGAAGUAACACCGGAGAGUUUCAGGGGAACUUGGGAGCAUGGAGCUUCAGAUGUGUCUCUCUACAGAAUAACCUGGGCACCUGUUAGAAGUCCAGAUAAGAUGGAGACCAUCUUAAAUGGAGAUGAGAACACCUUGCUGUUUGAAAAUCUGAACCCCAACACUCAGUAUGAAGUGUCCAUUACUGCCAUCUACCCCGACGAGUCUGAGAGUGAUGACCUGAGUGGCACUGAGCGCACACUGCGUUUGAUACCCUUAACAACCCAAGCUCCAAAAAGUGGUCCACGGAACCUUCAGGUGUACAAUGCCACAUCUAACAGCUUGACGGUUAAGUGGGAUCCUGCUAGUGGCCGUGUGCAGAGAUACAGAAUCACGUAUCAGCCUUCAACAGGAGAAGGCAACGAACAGACGACCACAGUAGGGGGACGGCAGAACAGCGUGGUCCUGCAGAAACUGAGGCCUGAUACUCCGUACACCAUCACCGUGUCCUCCCAGUAUCCCGACGGUGAAGGUGGCCGGAUGACCGGGAGGGGCAAGACAAAACCUCUGAAUACCGUGAGGAACUUGAGAGUGUAUGACCCUUCCACCAGCACCUUGAGUGUUCGCUGGGACCAUGCAGAGGGCAAUCCUCGACAGUACAAACUCUUCUAUGCCCCUGCAGGUGGCCCAGAAGAACUGGUACCCAUCCCCGGCAAUACCAACUAUGCCAUUCUCAGGAACUUGCAGCCAGACACUCCAUACACAAUCACAGUGGUUCCUGCCUACACAGAAGGCGAUGGUGGGCGCACAUCAGACACUGGAAGGACAUUGGUGAGAGGACUGGCAAGAAAUAUCCAAGUAUACAACCCUACGCCCAACAGCCUUGAUGUCCGCUGGGACCCUGCUCCAGGCCCAGUGCAGCAGUACCGGGUUGUAUACUCCCCUGUUGCUGGCACAAGACCAUCAGACUCUAUUGUGGUGCCAGGGAAUACCCGCACGGUGCAUCUGGAGAGGCUGACUCCUGACACACCCUACUCUGUGAACAUUGUGGCUCUCUACUCAGACGGAGAGGGGAAUCCCAGCCCCAGCCAGGGCAGAACACUUCCACGAAGUGGACCAAGAAAUCUACGUGUCUUUGGAGAGACGACCAACAGCCUCUCUGUUGCCUGGGACCAUGCUGAUGGGCCAGUUCAGCAAUAUAGGAUCAUUUUUUCUCCUACCGUCGGUGACCCAGUUGAUGAAUAUACCACAGUUCCGGGCAGGAGAAACAAUGCAAUACUGCAGCCGCUGCAACCUGACACUCCAUAUAAGAUCACUGUCAUUGCCAUUUACGAAGAUGGAGAUGGUGGCCAUCUAACCGGAAAUGGAAGGACUGUGGGACUGCUUCCUCCUCAGAACAUACACAUCUCUGAUGAGUGGUAUACAAGGUUCCGAGUGUCCUGGGACCCUUCCCCCUCACCAGUUCUUGGAUAUAAAAUUGUGUACAAGCCAGUUGGUUCCAACGAGCCCAUGGAAGCCUUUGUUGGAGAAGUGACAUCAUACACGUUGCACAAUCUCCACCCCAGCACUACCUAUGACGUCAGUGUUUAUGCACAGUAUGACUCCGGACUCAGUGUUCCCCUCACAGAUCAAGGCACCACGUUGUACUUAAAUGUGACAGAUCUGAAAACUUACCAGGUUGGAUGGGAUACAUUCUGUGUCAAAUGGUCACCUCACCGGGCAGCUACCUCCUACAGGCUAAAACUGAGCCCUUCAGAUGGAACCAGAGGACAAGAAAUUACAGUGCGAGGAUCAGAGACCAGUCAUUGCUUCACUGGCCUCUCCCCAGAGGCUGAGUAUAGUGUCACUGUUUUUGUGCAGACACCAAAUCUCGAGGGUCCGGGCGUCCCCAUCAAAGAACAGACCACUGUGAAACCAACAGAGGCUCCUACAGAACCCCCCACGCCUUCUCCUCCUCCCACUAUUCCACCUGCCCGUGAUGUAUGCAAAGGGGCGAAGGCAGACAUUGUGUUCUUGACGGAUGCCUCUUGGAGUAUUGGAGAUGACAAUUUUAACAAAGUUGUAAAAUUUAUCUUUAAUACUGUGGGGGCCUUUGAUGAAGUCAACCCUGGUGGGAUUCAGGUUUCUUUUGUGCAGUACAGUGAUGAGGUCAAGUCUGAAUUCAAGCUGAACACAUACAACGACAAGGCUUUAGCUCUGGGGGCCCUUCAGAACAUCCGGUACAGAGGAGGGAACACAAGAACAGGCAAAGCCCUCACGUUUAUCAAGGAGAAAGUCCUGACCUGGGAGAGUGGCAUGAGGAAGAAUGUCCCAAAGGUGCUGGUUGUGGUCACAGAUGGCCGGUCCCAGGAUGAGGUGAAGAAGGCAGCAUUUGUCAUCCAGCAGUCAGGGUUCAGUGUAUUCGUCGUUGGCGUGGCUGAUGUAGACUACAAUGAGCUCGCCAACAUCGCCAGCAAGCCCAGUGAGAGGCACGUGUUCAUCGUGGAUGACUUCGAGUCUUUUGAGAAGAUUGAGGACAAUCUUAUCACGUUUGUUUGUGAAACCGCCACUUCAAGUUGUCCCCUCAUCUAUCUGGAUGGCUACACCUCACCAGGCUUUAAGAUGCUUGAAGCUUACAACCUGACAGAAAAGAAUUUUGCCUCCGUCCAAGGAGUCUCCUUGGAGUCUGGGUCUUUCCCCAGCUAUUCAGCCUUCAGACUUCAGAAGAAUGCCUUUAUCAAUCAGCCCACAGCAGAACUCCAUCCAAAUGGACUGCCUCCUUCAUACACGAUCAUAUUACUGUUUCGACUUCUUCCAGAAACUCCUAAUGACCCCUUUGCAAUUUGGCAAAUUACAGACAGAGACAGCCGGCCACAAGUUGGAGUUAUUGCAGACCCUUCCAGCAAGACACUAUCUUUCUUUAAUAAGGAUACAAGAGGCGAAGUACAAACUGUGACAUUUGACACAGAUGAAGUGAAGACAUUAUUUUAUGGAAGCUUUCAUAAGGUCCAUAUUGUAGUGACUUCAAAAAGUGUUAAGAUUUAUAUUGACUGCUAUGAAAUCAUAGAAAAAGACAUCAAGGAGGCUGGAAAUAUAACGACUGAUGGUUACGAGAUUCUUGGAAAACUUCUUAAAGGAGAGAGGAAAUCCGCAACAUUCCAAAUUCAGAGCUUUGACAUCGUCUGCAGCCCGGUGUGGACCAGCAGAGACCGAUGCUGUGAUAUCCCCUCCAGGAGAGAUGAAGCAAAAUGCCCUGCUCUUCCGAAUGCUUGCACGUGCACACAGGACAGCGUGGGACCUCCAGGCCCUCCGGGCCCUGCGGGAGGACCUGGUGCAAAAGGUCCCAGAGGUGAAAGAGGCAUCAAUGGGGCAGUUGGGCCUCCAGGUCCCCGUGGAGAUACCGGCCCUCCAGGCCCGCAGGGUCCUCCAGGCCCCCAGGGACCCAACGGACUCUCCAUUCCAGGAGAACAGGGUCGCCAGGGAAUGAAAGGUGAUGCAGGAGAGCCAGGGCUUCCUGGACGGACAGGAACCCCAGGAUUACCUGGCCCACCAGGACCAGUGGGACCACCAGGAGACAGAGGUUUCACUGGGAAAGAUGGUGCAAUGGGACCGAGAGGCCCCCCUGGGCCACCGGGAACCCCAGGUUCUCCAGGAGUCACAGGGCCAAGUGGGAAACCAGGGAAACCGGGAGACCAUGGCAGACCUGGUCAGUCUGGAUUAAAAGGAGAAAAAGGGGACAGGGGAGAUAUUGCUUCUCAGAACAUGAUGCGAGCAGUCGCAAGACAAGUCUGUGAGCAACUGAUAAGUGGCCAGAUGAGUAGAUUCAAUCAGAUGCUGAAUCAGAUUCCAAAUGACUACCACUCAAAUCGCAACCAACCUGGCCCACCAGGACCCCCAGGGCCCCCAGGCAGCGCUGGGGCCAGAGGAGAACCAGGGCCUGGGGGGCGACCAGGAUUCCCUGGCACGCCAGGGAUGCAGGGACCCCCUGGUGAACGAGGUUUGCCUGGAGAGAAAGGUGAAAGAGGCAUUGGGUCUCAAGGUCCCCGAGGGCUGCCUGGGCCACCAGGUCCACAAGGAGAAUCCAGAACGGGUCCACCAGGGUCUACAGGUUCAAGAGGCCCUCCUGGUCCCCCUGGUCGUCCUGGAAACUCAGGUAUCCGAGGACCCCCAGGCCCUCCUGGAUACUGUGAUUCAUCCCAGUGUGCCAGCAUCCCGUACAAUGGGCAAGGCUAUCCAGAGCCUUAUGUGCCCGAGGGUGGGGCCUACCUGCCUGAUCGCGAGCCCUUCAUCGUGCCUGUGGAGCCCGAGAGGACAGCAGAAUACGAGGAAGACUACGGUGCAGACGAGCCUGAACCGGAACCUGACCACAUGCGUUGGCGGCGAGCCCUGCGCCCACAUCCUGGCCAGUGA